Tyto alba (common barn owl) is the source of this 2438-nucleotide messenger RNA. It is a transcript of the gene RFFL, whose product is annotated as ring finger and FYVE like domain containing E3 ubiquitin protein ligase. Gene Ontology annotation, molecular function: ubiquitin protein ligase activity. The transcript is spliced from 7 exons. Bases 691 to 1779 code for a protein of 362 amino acids. Gene Ontology annotation, biological process: protein K48-linked ubiquitination; negative regulation of extrinsic apoptotic signaling pathway via death domain receptors; proteasome-mediated ubiquitin-dependent protein catabolic process. The record is from RefSeq and is a predicted model, not a curated record. Gene Ontology annotation, cellular component: plasma membrane; cytoplasm. Lineage: Eukaryota; Metazoa; Chordata; Aves; Strigiformes; Tytonidae.
ACGGGCCGUGCUGUUUACUUUCUGCUCUGUGGUAAAUGGAUGUCACUUCCUUGAUUAAAAUGCUGGUGUGCAGCCAGAUUCUCUUCCUUCGGGCUCGCGCGCUCCGAGAAGCCGUGCACCUAGUGAGCGCACACGCUGCUGAAUCCGGUUGUGUGCCACGCUCCGUGAUCCGGCUCCCGGAGGCGCUGGGAUGUGCUGCAUCUCCUGCCUUCCGAGAUGCCUGGCACCCACACGUCGAGGCUUUGAAGGCAUCUCCGAGGUGGAGGAGCACAGGUGCAACUGUGUGGUGCUGUAUUAAAGAGGGUUUGAAGAUGGAUUCCCAGAAGGCACAGGCUGAACUACCGGCCGUGCGCUGGCCCCCUCUGAAGGGGAAGGUCUAGACAGCGCACGGGCAUGGGGUGCCAGUGUCAGCCUGCUCUGUCCGUCGAAAGCAGCCAGCCGACCCGAGGAUGCAGGCACGGUGCCAGUGCAACUGCUAGCCCCCCUGUGCCUGGCAGCGUAGGCUCUCUUGGAUGCACAGAAGCCUGACCAAGACGCCACAGACACUAACCUGGACACCCGGUUCUGACUAUGCUUGGUGCAGGUUGACCUGAACGCUCCGUCCUCUGCCUUCAUAGCUGGCCAGUUUCUCACCUGAAAAAUUUUAGGCUGACAUCGAAGUUGCUGAUCAGACCGGUGAGCAAUUUUACUAUGUGGGCAAGCUGUUGUAACUGGUUUUGUCUGGAUGGCUCACCUGAAGAGAUGCAGCCGCAGCCGCAGCAGGGAGCCAGAGCCCAAGCCUAUUCCAACCCCGGGUACAGCUCCUUCCCAUCUCCCACUGCCUCCGAACAGAGCUGCAAAGCCUGUGGGGUGCACUUUGACAGCUCCUCUAGGAAGCACAUCUGCUUGGACUGUAAGAAGAAUUUUUGUACGUCCUGCUCAAACCAGCCUGAAGGUGGUCCUCUUCUCUGCCAUCUAUGCCAGCGUUUCCGAGCCACAGCUUUUCAGCGAGAAGAGUUGAUAAAGAUGAAGGUGAAGGAUCUGCGAGACUAUUUGGCACUCCGUGAGAUUUCCACAGAGCUGUGUCGUGAAAAGGAGGACCUGGUAUUUCUGAUUCUUGGCCAGCAGCCUGUAGUUACCCAGGAAGGUCAGAUAAGAACAAACCCAUUUAAUACCAGUGCCUCUGGACAGCAAGACUUUGUGAUUCUCCCACCAACCAGCAUAGCAUCUUCUACCUCACAUGAUGCGUCUCCAGGGUCUGCAGAUCCCAUCUCAAGUUCACUAGCUCAGGAACAUCAACAGGCAAAUGGUUAUGUGUCUCCAAGCCAAGUCGGUAUGACAGGAGUUGAGAAUGCAGCAGAAGCACCAACAGAGGAAGAGACACAGUCUACUGACUCGGAAGAUAACCUGGUGCAGGGGAGGAAGGCUUCUCUUUCUGAUCUGACAAGCAUCGGAGACAUCAAUGCGCUCUCUGUGCGACAGCUGAAGGAAAUUCUUGCUCGCAACUUUGUCAACUACAAAGGCUGCUGUGAGAAGUGGGAGCUGCUAGAGAGGGUGACUCGUCUUUAUAAAGAGAAAGACCUUCAACAUCUAGUUGCUGACACUGACGAUCAAACUGGUGGUGCUGGGCUCCCUGGCGCGGAGGACAACCUCUGCAAAAUCUGCAUGGACGCCCCCAUUGACUGUGUCCUGCUCGAAUGCGGCCACAUGGUCACUUGCACCAAGUGUGGGAAGCGGAUGAGCGAAUGUCCCAUAUGCAGGCAGUACGUGAUAAGGGCCGUCCACGUAUUUAAGUCCUAAGUGUGUGUAUGGAAGACGGGUGCUGCCUUAAAGCCUCCUCUGCUCUUAGAGAAACGGUCAGAAUCGCUACAGGUAGUUAGGUCAGGGAUUAGCACCUGGACCCCGGUGGAAGCUGGAAGUGAGGGAAGGAUGAAGCCUGGGAAAGUUGCUCCUACUGAAGCCAUGCCUGGCCGUGCUCUUCCCACUAUAGUGCUUUACACCACAGUGCCUGGACUCCUCGGAGCUUACCGUCAGCAGCAGACACAGCAGUCGGUAACAACCGACGCUCUAGAACAACUCGAUGCGCUACUGUUGGGGAUUGAUGGAUUCCCGGCUUUCCACCACAAACACCAGGGUCACAGGCUUUGUAUUUCCCCCCGAGUAAUAAACAAAAGUGGACUGGGGUCUCAAAAAGUGACAUCUGUUUUACUGCUUAGGCUAUAUACCCAGCAACAACUUUAUUUUCAAAGAUUAAAAUUUUACUGUUUGUUAAUUUUCUUUUUUUUUUUUAAUUUAACGUUAAAUUCUUAUGCUUGCAGGACAGGCAGACAGCCUUUGAUUUCCAUAUUCAUAACUACAGCCUAGUGCAACUGUGGAAAAAUGUAUCAUUUUAUUUGAAGAUGGACUUUUUUAUUAUUGAAAAAUGUAAGGGGAGUGAGACUGUGAAACAUACAGCCUUA